CGCCACCGCCUGCCAGAAGCCAUGCCAGUGCCAGACCCAAGAGGGGACGCGGGCCGAUGGGCCAACGCCAGUACCCGCAUGCGAAUGCCCAGCCAGCCAGAGCAGCCGCCCAGAAGGAGGAAACGCUGGUUUUACCGAUGUUGCCGGUGCUGCUCAGGCCAGGGGGACGAUGGCGAUUGGGGGCCCGCGCCAGGGGAGGUGCCCGGUGCUCGGCGGACAGAUCCAGUCAUCCGCGAGGGCAUGCUGGUCGUCAGCGGCAUCGACAUGAUGAGCAGCCGAUCAGGAAGCAACCGGUGCAGCCACCACACGCACGAGUACGAGUACGACCACCUCAUCGUCCGUCGCGGGCAGCCCUUCGAUAUCCGGCUUCAGUUCCAGCAGGAUUACAUCCCCGAAGAGCACCGGAUUUGCCUCGAGUUCCUCAUCGGGCCCACGCCGCAGACCUCCAAGGGGACGCACAUCCUUGUCCCGGUGGGCACCCGGCUGUCCGACAGGAGCUGGGGAGCCGAGUUGCUUGACUGGGAAGGAAAAACCAUGACCCUGCGGGUCAACACUUCGCCCACAGCCGUGAUUGGGAAGUACCAGUUCAGCGUCAAGACCCGAAGCAAGGCGGGCGAGUAUCAGGCGCCCUUUGACCCCCGCUAUGAGACUUACGUCCUCUUCAACCCCUGGUGUCCAGAGGACCCCGUUUACAUGCCGCAGACCAGCACUCUGGAGGAGUACGUGCUGAAUGAAUCGGGGCGCAUCUACUACGGGACCGAGUCGCAGAUUGGGGAGCGGACGUGGAAUUAUGGGCAGUUCGACAAGGGUGUUCUGGACGCCUGCCUUUACAUGUUGGACCGUCGAGGGAUGCCUCACACGAGCCGUGGAGACCCCAUCAUGGUCUCCCGCGUUGUCUCUGCCAUGGUCAACUCUUUGGACGACAAUGGGGUCCUGGUGGGAAACUGGACGGGCGACUAUUCCCGCGGCACCAACCCCUCGGCCUGGGUGGGCAGCCGGGACAUCCUCCUGAAAUAUCACCAGACGGGCUACCCCGUGCUGUACGGACAGUGCUGGGUCUUUGCUGGAGUUGUGACUUCAGUGCUGCGUUGCCUGGGCAUCGCCACACGGACGGUCACAAACUACAACUCGGCCCACGACACCGACGUCAGCCUCACCAUGGACAUCUACUUUGACGAGAACAUGAAGCCCUUGGAGCAUCUGAAUGCUGACUCCGUCUGGAAUUUCCAUGUCUGGAACGACUGCUGGAUGAAACGUCCCGAUCUGCCUUCAGGGUUUGACGGCUGGCAGGUGGUGGAUGCUACUCCUCAAGAGUCAAGCAGUGGCAUCUUCUGCUGUGGACCUUGUUCUGUUGAGGCCAUCAAGAAUGGGUUGGUCUACAUGAAGUACGAUUGCUCCUUCUGCUUUGCUGAGGUGAACAGUGAUAAGGUGUACUGGCAGCGCCAAUCUGACGGCAGCUUCAAGAUCGUCUAUGUGGAGGAGAAGGCCAUUGGCCAUCUGAUCAGCACCAAGGCCGUGGGCUCCCACAGACGCGAGGACAUCACCACCAUCUACAAACAUCCUGAAGGAUCCGAAGAAGAGCGCAAGGCGGUGGAAACGGCUGCCAAACAUGGCACCAAGGCCCACAUCUACAAAAACAAAGAGUGGGGAGAGGACAUCUCGAUGACGGUGGAUACGCAAGAGGCCUACACGGGGCAAGACAUCACCCUGCGGGUCAACCUGAAGAACAAGAGCAGCAUGCCCCGGGAUGUCUCGCUCAACCUCUUCGUGUCCGUCAUGUAUUACACGGGCGUGACUGGCAGCCAUUUUAAGAAGGAACAGCGGCAAGUCCAGAUUCCGGCAAACGGAACCCAGACGGUUCCGAUGCUGAUUUCGUACGCCGAGUACAAGCCCCACCUGGUGGACCAGGGAGCCAUGAAACUCAGCAUCUCUGGGAAAGUGGCCGAAACGGGUCAAGUCCUGGCGAAAGAGCACACCUUCCGUCUGCGCACUCCGGAUCUCACUCUGACGUUACUGGGCCCAGCCAUCGUUGGACAAGAGACUCAAGUCCAGAUUGUCUUCAAAAACCCUCUUCCAGUCACGCUGACUGCCGUUGUCUUCCACAUGGAGGGGUCUGGACUUUCCACCCCCAACACCAUGACAGUGGGGGACAUUGGCCCCCACCAGACGGUGAAGAUGCGCCAGACAUUCACGCCACUCCGCCCGGGCCGUCGUCAGCUGGUGGCCAGCCUGGACAGCCCGCAGCUCUCCCAGGUCCACGGAGUGCUGACGAUGGACGUGGCCCCAGGACCCACGCGCCCCCCGGCGACUGGUUCCCCCGUCCCCGCUCGGGCAUCUCCUGGCCUUUCCCGAGACUCUCCAGGAAGGCAGCCCACCAACCGGAGCAGCCCCGCAAACACCCGUGCCUCUCCGGCACGCGGCUCCCCGGCCCGCGGGUCCCCCAAUGCCCGUGGGUCGCCAGCUGCUGCCAGAAGGGAUCGGACUGGGCGCCCUGUCUGAGCCAGAUUCUAGGCGUUAUGUACUGUGUUGUCUACGAUGCUGGCAGAAAUGGGAGCAAGGUGGGGGUGGGGAGGGGGAGAAGGGGUCCCCGCCUGAGCCUCAGAACCACAGCGGUGCAGUGGGGGAAAGGGCGGGGGGCAACUGGAGUGGCCCAGUCCCUGCGCACCCACCAAGAAAGACCCUCCUCCUACUGCCUCCCUUUCUGCCUUAUUUACCUUAGCCCUGAGGCUGUCUUGCCCACCAGCUUGCUACCCACCCGAACACACACACACACCCUCAUCUCCCUUGCUGUAUGUAUUCACCUGCCUGUGCCACACAGUAUAACUGUAAUUCACCCCUUCGGUUCCCAUAAAGAACCACCCGUUCUGCCCCAAGUCCAUUGGCACCAGUCCUCCCUUUGCGUUCGCUUGCUGCUUUCCCCCCAUCCCUGCCUGGUUCGAAGCAUCUGUCCUGUCCUGUUUUCUCACCUUCCGGCUGUCAAGAGUCCCCAAAACCUUUGGCCCUGGUUGCACUCCAUCCUUUCCACCCCCUUCCAACCCCCGGCAUGCUCGGUUCUGCUCCCCACAGAUAACAGGCAGCUCGACAAGGCCCACUUUGGGAGAGCCAGUUUGGUGUAGUGGUGAAGUGCGCGGACUCUUAUCUGGGAGAACAGGGUUUGAUUCCCCACUCCUCCACUUGCACCCGCUAGCAUGGCCUUGGUUCAGCCAUAGCUCUGGCAGAGGUUGUCCUCGAAAGGGCAGCUGCUGUGAGAGCCCUCUCCAGCCCCACCCACCACACAGGGUGUCUGUUGUGGGGGAGGGAGGGAAAGGAGAUUGUGAGCCGCUCUUCAGAGACUCUUCGGAGUGGAGGGCGGGAUAUAAAUCCAAUUUCUUCUUCUUCAACAAUAGCUUUGCUGUUUUGUUUUUUUAAGCCCUUCUGAGGUGAACACAAACGAGCCACCCCUGAGCCUAGUCUUCUAAGUCUGUCCCUACCGGAUCGACUGGAAUUCACCCCUCCUGUACACGAAACGGGACCGGUCUUCCUCAAGAAGCUUUGGGGAGGCAAAUUUGUAUAGGUUAGGCUGGGGGUUUUCAAGGAUGGCCAUUAAGAAAUGCACACACUGGGAUGAAAUGGAGAAAGAAAGAAAAAAGCCACCGUUAGGGUAUAUUGGCCGGCCAUUGCCGGAUUGCCUUCGCUCACGUAUUUAAACGCUUGCACUUUUCAAAGAGCCGAGGCCUUCUCUGACUUGCACUGAAGCUGAGCUAUUAAAGGAGUUAUAGGGGGAAGGGGUGGGGGGUGGGAGGAGGGAACACACAGCCGUACGGGCGACAGCCCAACCUGGCGAUUGACAAGAAGAGACCACUGUGCAUUGAAACGACAAGCAAACGAACAACGCCAAGCAAAAUGCUGUGAUACUUUUUUUUUCAUGCAAAUGCAGGUAUUUAUUUGAAAAUAAAUGGUUUUUAACUCAA
Messenger RNA from Heteronotia binoei (common prickly gecko), 3950 nucleotides. It is a transcript of the gene TGM1, whose product is annotated as transglutaminase 1. The transcript has 15 exons. Gene Ontology annotation, biological process: peptide cross-linking. Gene Ontology annotation, molecular function: protein-glutamine gamma-glutamyltransferase activity. The record is from RefSeq and is a predicted model, not a curated record. Lineage: Eukaryota; Metazoa; Chordata; Lepidosauria; Squamata; Gekkonidae. Bases 22 to 2499 code for a protein of 825 amino acids.